AUGGACACCGGCGCCAAUGCCCAGGCUAGAAUCCGUUUCAAACGGCUGAACCAGGUCUGGAACCGUGCCCUCCAGCAGUCCGUCCACAAGAUCCAAAACUGGGACAAAAUCGUGUCUUGUUUCCCCGCGUACGCGUCCACAGAGGUCGGUAGCAGUAACCUUGCCAACUGUCAAAAACAAGCCGUGGAGUUCUGGAUGCAGUUGUGUCGCUACGAGUUCGAGGAAAUCUGCCGCGAACGCGACGUCGAAACCAAGCUCAACGACCUCGACGACCUCGUCGAUCGAGCCAAGACCACGCUUCAGUCCACCGAUAAAGACACUCCCCGGAUCUGCAUCGACCAACUGGACCCACACGAGCUUGUCGACGGUAAUUUGAAUUGGAUCCGUCGCAGGAGUCUCGAUGAGCUCUCUGAUCGUAUCCUCAAGCUGGAAGCCGUCAACGAAACACUUACGCAGGAACUGCAAGAGACUCAAACCGCCAUCUCGCAACAGUUGAGUCAACUCGAUCGCAUUUUCGACACCCAUCUCGGCUCUGAGAACCAGGGUGUAGACGAUACUUUGCGCCAGGGCCUCUUGGAUCUGUUACUAGAGCGGAAAGAAGGACAAGAUCCGCAAUUGUGA
Molecule: messenger RNA, 621 nt
Organism: Lachancea mirantina
Lineage: Eukaryota; Fungi; Ascomycota; Saccharomycetes; Saccharomycetales; Saccharomycetaceae
Source: the annotation of a GenBank genome assembly